AUGACUGCAUCUAUGGAGAUGCAAAGGCAUGUCCAUGCCGACGACAACCAAGACACUUCUCAACCAGGGAAAGUCGGCGUUGACCUUGUAGAAAGCACGGAGGCUGGAAUUCCUACAACCUAUGCUGAUAUUGUGGCCUCUCGGCUUUCGAAACCACACCGAGAUUAUUUGAUGGAGCGCCAUGGCACGCUCGAGCUGGACCCUAUCCCAAGUCUGGACCCUGCUGAUCCCUAUAACUGGCCGGGGUGGAAGAAAUUGGCAAACCUGCUUCUGGUAGCAUUCCAUGCAUGCAUGGGAACUUUUGCUGCGGCGGGUAUUAUCCCGGCUUAUGCAACAAUUUCGGAAGAAUAUGGCGUUUCAAUCCAGAGAGCCAGUUAUCUGACCUCGCUCCAAAUCGCCAUCCUAGGCGGAGCCCCUUUGUUCUGGAAGCCUUUAUCCAACCGCUACGGUCGUCGACCCAUCUUCCUUACUUCCUUGGUAUGCAGUCUCGUCUGCAAUGUAGGAUGCGCCAAGAGCACCGAUUAUGCAUCAACCGCUGCCUGCAGAGCCUUGCAGGCAUUCUUCAUCUCACCAGCAUCCGCUAUCGGAAGUGCGGUGGUGAUGGAGACGUAUUUCAAGAAAGAUCGCGCUCGGUACAUGGGCGUGUGGACUCUGCUGGUCACUUUGGGCAUUCCGUGCGGUCCCUUCAUCUUUGGUUUCGUUGCCUAUCGAGCAGGCUAUGAAUGGAUUUAUUGGGUGCUUGCAAUUGUUAAUGGGGUUCAAUUCAUCUUGUAUCUCUUCCUGGGCCCGGAAACCCGCUACGUCGACAGUAAUGUCGAUCCGAAGCAGCCACCAUGGAUGAGAGAAUAUGUGCUUUUGAGACGCAUUGAUCCGACCCCAUUUUCGUGGUUUGAGUUCGUCAAGCCGCUGACCAUGUUCAUGUAUCCCUCCGUGGUCAUCCCAGCCGCAGCGUACGCAAUGGUCUUCUGCCUGAGCAACGUGUUGGCGACCGUGGAAGUGCCCGAAUUGUUUCAGGAAAAGUUUGGGCUGAACACGGAACAAUUGGGACUCCAGUUUCUCGGCCCAAUUAUCGGAUCCCUCAUUGGCGAGCAGGUCGGAGGCACGCUAUCAGACGUCUGGAUGAACCGGCGUGCGAAAAAGAUUCAAACCAAACCCGAGCCCGAGCAUCGUCUCUGGCUCAGCUAUAUCGGGUUUGUCCUGUCCAUCGUCGGACUGAUUGUUUUCCUCGUAUGCACGCAGCAGGCUAAGCAGGGACACUGGACCGUGGCCCCGGUCGUUGGAAUCGCCCUGGGAGCCGGAGGUAACCAAAUUAUAACCACCGUCCUCAUAACGUACGCCGUCGACUGCUAUCCUCAAGAGGCUGCUAGCGUCGGGGUGUUCAUCACGUUCGUCCGUCAGAUUUGGGGCUUCCUGGGUCCUUUCUGGUUCCCGCCCAUGUUCGAAUCCGUCGGCAUAGCUGCCAGUUCUGGUGUCGGGUGCGCUCUUAUCGUGGGUGUCAGUGUGAUCCCAACGAUCAUCCUCCACUGGAUGGGGCGAGCAUGGCGUCCGGCCACCGAGUAA
Messenger RNA from Aspergillus melleus, 1560 nucleotides. Its product is annotated as putative MFS transporter. Bases 1 to 1560 code for a protein of 519 amino acids. Gene Ontology annotation, molecular function: transmembrane transporter activity. The transcript has 6 exons. NCBI's taxonomy places the organism in Eukaryota, Fungi, Ascomycota, Eurotiomycetes, Eurotiales, Aspergillaceae. The record is from RefSeq and is a predicted model, not a curated record. Gene Ontology annotation, biological process: transmembrane transport.